Messenger RNA from Lasiosphaeria miniovina, 2865 nucleotides. RefSeq lists its product as uncharacterized. Lineage: Eukaryota; Fungi; Ascomycota; Sordariomycetes; Sordariales; Lasiosphaeriaceae. The coding region runs from base 1 to 2865 and encodes 954 amino acids. The record is from RefSeq and is a predicted model, not a curated record. The transcript has 3 exons. Gene Ontology annotation, molecular function: microtubule binding.
AUGAACGACACUCCGUCCCUCUCCCACGCGCUGCUCGCGCCGCGAGGUCACCAGCAGCCCCGAACCACUUCCGAUUCGCCCACCGGCCAGCGAUUCAGCGAUGACUUCCUCGCUAAUCUCACCCCGCGGACCGCCGUCGACGCCCUCCGAAACCCCUCGGGCGCCCUCAAAGCCUGCAUUGACACCGCCACCCCUUCCGAGCAGGCGUUUGCCAUGAGGACUGCCGUGGCCGCCAAGAGCAUCCAAGAGUGGGUAGACGACCUCUCGGCCUGGCCAUGGCCCGCUGGCCGCGGCUCAGCCGGCUUCGAGAUGCCCGUCCCGAAGAGGAGGAGGCUUUUCCAGUCCACUGCCGCCGGCUCAAGCUCGGCCGCCGAAGACGAGCAGUGGUUGGCUAUGAACAAGGGGCUAUAUCUCGGCAGCCUCCCGACCUCGGACGUGGCCUUGUUCGAGAGGAGGAUCGACGAGAUAAGCCAGAGCAUGGAGGAACUAGAUGUCGAGGAGAUCAAGAACCAGGUUCUGCACAAUCACAUCAUGCCGCUCUCGCGCCCCGGCUCCCCUAUGGUGGACCCGGACCGCUCCGUGGCAUCGUCGUCGUCACUCUCUUACUACGCAAGGAUGGACGACCUAACCGCCAUGAUCACGGCAACCGUCAUGCAGACGCUGCCCAACCUGUCCAGACUGACCAGACUACUGAAUGUCUGGAAUCUCCGCCUCGCCGUGCUCCGCAUGAUCCCCGCUCUCUUGACGUCCCUGGACGACGCUGAAGUGGCCAUCCAGUCUGGGUGGAACGCAAUUGUCUUGGGCUCGAAAUCGUCCGAGGGCGGCGACACGAACCCGAACGGCGCUCCCGCCGCGCAGCCGACGACCCUCUCGCGCAAUGACUUUGAGGUGAUGAAGUCUGUUUUGGAGCGCAAGGUUGCAAAGGCGGGUCGUGAUCUCGACGCCAUGCUAGACAUGCUUGAGGGCACUGAGGAUACGCUCCCCGAGGAAUGGAUCGACCGCAUGGAUGCGCUGGAGCGCGGAUACGGCGAGUGGGCUGUUUUCUGUGAGCGCAAGAUCAGGGAAGCCGACUGCGCCACUUCCGAGUCCGCUCCCAAAGUCGAUGCCAUCCAAACAAUUGCGCCAACAUCGGCUUCACCGGCCGGAACACCGGUCGAAUCGUCUCCUUCGGAACCUCUGACCCCUGAUGAAGACUUUUCGCAAUAUCCUGAUGGCCAAUCUGAGCUCCUGACGUCAGUUAAUACGUCCGCCGUGCUGAAGCCAGAUUCGCCACCAGUCAUCAAGGUUCAUUUCCCCCCUGAGGAGCCGUCCCCAAUUGAGCCAGCAGACGAAGAUGCGGCCGAUGAGCGGGGCGAGUACGGUGCUCAUGUAUUUCAAGGGUCGCAAGUUGACGGGGCUCACCUGAGCGGCAAGGAGACUCACUACGAUAGCGACGAUGGCUUUGAGGCCUCCGAGUUGGCACAGGCAGACCGUGGAUCCCCGAAGAGAGGUAAUAUGGGUAUUACGCUAGGCCAAUUCGAUUUCGAUUUCGACCUCGACGAUGCCUCUGAGGCGGAAGUGCUAGAGCCCGAGCUCCCUGUCCUCCCUCGCCCGAGGCGUGGCAGCGACAUGUCUAACACAUCAACUAUAGUACAUGGUCUCCAGAGCGGAUUCAUGGACUUCUCCAGCGACCAGCUGGACUAUGGCACUCCGGAGAUUGCCCGUCUCAGGAACGCGGAGCCUGAAGCUAUUCCUAGUGACGAUGGCAGUCCGCCGAGCUCUCCGCCAGCAUUCCGAUCCAGCACAAGGUCGCUGUCGGUGAGCUUCAACGACACUCCCGCAGUGAUAGACCUGCCGGACUAUACGGACUCACCAAAAACGCCACUCAAAUCCUUUCUCGGAAUGGACCGUGAUCGAGAGACUGGGAGUCCCAGCAAGAGCAGCCCGGCCAUUGCCAAUGCAGACGAUCAGCUCCAACAGCAGAUCAGCGAGAUCUUGGAGAACCUGCCUACCAAGAUUCGCCUAACAUCGGAGCCGACGCCCAUAAAUCUCAAUCCGCCAGACUUUACAAUGCCGACCCGAAAAGCGGCAAAGCACGACUAUAACGUACGCAGCCACUCCAGCCUAUCGACAACUUCCAACAUUUCUUCCAGGGCUGGAACGCCGUCUUUCACACUGGCCCCGGCAUUCGUCCGCAACUCUCGGCCGCGCCACGGUCACCAACGAGGCAAUUCGGAGAUCAAGCUGUAUCACCUUUCUAGGUCCAGCGGCGAACCCCCGAUAAAGCUGUUCAUAAGGUGCGUUGGUGAGCGCGGCGAGCGAGUCAUGGUACGAGUUGGUGGAGGCUGGGCCGAUUUGGGCGAGUAUCUAAAGGAAUACGCCAGCCACCACGGCCGUCGCUCUGGAGUGGAAGGGAAGGUGGAGAUCAAGGACCUUCCUCGGGUCCUGACCGGCCGCGCGACCUCUACACCACCAAGCCGACCGGCAUCGGCUCAAGACCUGCACAGCCCUGUCACGCCCCUCAACGUCCGCAAGAGUAGGAGACCUGCGGGCGAUGACGCUGCAGGAGGCGGCAGCACCCAGCCGAAGACACCGCUCACAUCGGUCAGCCAGGCAGACAGCCCGUCAUCGGGGGAAUCGCCGCGGUCCCGGUCGAGCUCGCGGCUUAGUUGGGCCGAGGAAGAGAGCUCGCUCGGCAUGGCGGGGCCGCGGGCCAAGCAGAUCGAGAUGAGCGAGGAGAGCAAGGCCUGGGUCGAGAGCGUCAAGGAGAAGGUCCGCAUCGCUAGUGGCGAGCGCAAGGCCCCCGAGCCGAGCUCCAUCGACAGCAAGUUUGGCGAGAUUGGCAAGGUCGGCGCCACCAAGCGUCUCUUUAGGCGCCAGGGUUGA